Messenger RNA from Otolemur garnettii (small-eared galago), 689 nucleotides. Its product is annotated as histone H2A type 3. Gene Ontology annotation, cellular component: nucleosome. The transcript has a single exon. Bases 51 to 443 code for a protein of 130 amino acids. The record is from RefSeq and is a predicted model, not a curated record. Gene Ontology annotation, molecular function: protein heterodimerization activity; structural constituent of chromatin; DNA binding. NCBI's taxonomy places the organism in Eukaryota, Metazoa, Chordata, Mammalia, Primates, Galagidae.
UUUUUUGUACGGCUUGUCGGUUUUUGUGGUUCUCUGUUCUCUAAUCGGAGAUGUCUGGCCGUGGGAAGCAGGGCGGCAAAGCGCGUGCCAAAGCUAAAUCGCGAUCAUCCCGCGCAGGCCUGCAGUUUCCUGUGGGCCGAGUGCAUCGCCUGCUCCGCAAGGGCAAUUACUCAGAGCGCGUGGGCGCCGGCGCUCCGGUCUACCUCGCUGCGGUGCUUGAAUACUUGACAGCCGAGAUCUUGGAGCUGGCGGGCAACGCGGCGCGGGACAACAAGAAGACACGCAUCAUCCCGCGCCACCUACAGCUAGCCAUCCGCAACGACGAGGAGCUCAACAAGCUGCUUGGCCGCGUGACCAUCGCGCAGGGCGGUGUCCUGCCUAACAUCCAGGCCGUGCUGCUGCCUAAGAAGACCGAGAGCCACCACAAGGCCAAGGGCAAGUGAGGCCCGCCGACCCCCGGCUCCCUUUUACGGACACCAAAGGCUCUUUUCAGAGCCACCCAUACCUUCAAGAAAAGAGCCACACUGAAUCCGCAUGUCUGGCGUGGUUCUCUAUUAAGGAGCGCGUCAGCUGUAGGGGAGGGCGCAAAUGGCAACUGGGACUCCAGGGCUGAGGCAUCCUCGCCAGGUAGGCAAUGUUUGCCCUUUGCGGCAGGAAACACUUGCCCACAGGUGGCCACCCCUUUUGAA